UGUGACAUGCGGCUGUCACUGCUGCACUAUGCCUUGCCAGGGUCCUGCCCCUCUGGGGACUGAGUCACGGUGCCCGAGCAGACCGGUAUGAGGCCGAGCAGCAGCACAGGCAAUAAUAUAAAGCUGUAACAGCAGAGAGCGAUACGGCCUGGACAGUACUAAUCAUGGAAUCAUUUGUGAAGUUUACAAACCAGAGUCAAGGGAGAGAUCGACUCUUCAGAGCUACUCAGUAUGCAUGCAUGUUGCUUAGUUAUGUGUUAGAGAAUAAGGCUGGCAGAGAGAAAGUGGUAAUGAAGCUCAAACGAGUGGAAUCUAACAUGAGUUCUGGGCGUAAAUUGUUCCGACUAGGCAACAUGGUGCAUGCCAUUGAAGGUGCAAAAGCUGCUGCACGGCUCUCAGAUCCCAUCUUAUGCUACUGCUUAACAGCUGUCAAUUUAAACCGUGUUCUUUAUUUUACUUGUGACACUGUCCUGUGGGCGAGAAGUGUGGAUCUAGUAUCUGGCAUCAACAAGGAGAAAUGGCGGCAUCGAGCUACUCAGUGUUAUUUCUAUUCUCUCCUGUUUCACAUAGCCAGGGAUUUGUAUGCAAUAAGACAGUGCAUGGAGAGAGAGGCUAAAGAGAGGAGACACUUGACAAAAGAUGCUGAUCAUCGGAAUGGACCUAUUCUAAACUCUAACAACACCCUGAUGAAAAGCCUUGAGAAUUUCCUCAUUUUACUCUUCAUGAGCCUAAGGAACCACCCACCUGUCUUAUUGGACACAAUCAAAAAUGUGUGCGAUCUUUUCAGUCCUCUCGACCGCUUAGGGGUUUACAAAACUAAUCAAGGAUUUAUUGGUAUAUGUGGCCUGGUAUCUUCAAUUUUGGGUGUCAUUACAGUUGCAAAUCCGCUUUUAAAACUAAAAAAUUGAGAUAACUAGGAAAGGGGACAAUGAUCAUAACAAAAUGUGUUCUCAAUGCUGCUAUUUGCUACAAAUGAAAGUUUUUACUAAUUUAGAGAAUAUUUAUACUAGAAAUAUUUUAUUGGUAAUUAUUGUUUUAUAGGAUUUUAUAAGCUGAGAAUGGUCUGCAUUCAGAAUAUAUUUUUCUUAUACAUUAUUACACUACAUGUGCAGUGGGAAUAGGGUCUAAAAUGGGAAUGAUUUAUCUUUCCCAUGGUCAGACUUCAUCCAUCGAUUGGUAGCUGCUACCAGACAGUAAUGUGGCUGUGAAAUUGUUCUUCAAUGUAUCACACCACACUUAUUAUAAAGUAUUUAUAAUAGAUGUGUUCUUUUUUUCAUUUGUGAAGCACCAAGACGUUGAACAGUGAUUGUAGUUUUCACCCAGUCAUCAUAUAUUUUUAAAAAUGCUUUGGGUGUUUCAUGCAGGGACUCCUAGAAUUGCAGUUCUCUACGUGAAUAUAAUUCACUGCUCAACAGUUUCCUUUUUUUUUUUUUUUUUUACUUUGAGUGUUCUGUUACUCUGGAGAAGGAAAGACGUAAGCCAGGUACACACUACGCAGAUCACUCAGCGGGAAAGAUAAACGUUCCAAUGCUCUGACAGAUUAUACAAUCAGUGUGCACCCUGUACAUACGCAGUAAUUGUUAGCUCAGUGUGUACAUUCUUCAGUGGGAUUGGGAGGCAUCUCCAUUUUAAAGCAGCUCAUAAGAUGCGACCUCCCAUCCCAAAACAUUUGCAGGAUUGCGUGAAGCUGUUUAUCCAUUAACGCUCCUGCAUACACGCCUAUGUAUUUAUUGGGUAAUGGGCCCGAUAAUUGUAAAGGUAUGUACCUAGCAUGACACCUUUUGUUUUCAUGUUUACAGUUGCAACAUCCUCAUAUCAAAUCGUAAUAUUUUGUUGCAUGUUGCAAUACAUGAAUGAGGUUUGUAAAUGGCUACACAAUAUCAUUGAUUGUGGUCUGUGAUUGGUUCUAGGCUACCUCCAGAGCAUCACACAGCUUUUGAUUAUGACUAGGCUGGUAGAUGAACCGUUGAUACCUCGAGCAGCCUUAGUUUGGGAGAAGCUAAUUAAAACAGCUUUAGAGCAUUUUUAUAUAUCUGUAGCUGGCCAACAGACUUAACAAGAAUCAAAAAAUCUUUUUGAGUAUAAUUAGGUAACCUGUAAUCAGACAUGUAUUCAGCGAUUCCUCAGUUCAGCGAUUGUGUAUUCAGCGAUUCCUCAGUUCAGCGAUUCCUUAGUUCCUCUCAUGAUUUAUUGCUUUGCACAGGAGAGACUCCUUUUGUGAAUAGUAUAUUUAAGGGGGGCAGGCUUUGACAAACAGUGUAAGCAAAAGAGAAGAUUACUUUAUUGGUUUGUUAGAGCCAAUAAGUAAAAUUAUAUUUUAGGCCACAUAAUUCCAUCUAUGACUAAAUUCUAAACUGUGCUAUUUUUGGACUGCAGUGCUGUUAAAUGGUAGCAACUUCCAAGUGUAAUGACAUUGCUAAUAUAUAUAUAUAUAUAUAUAUAUAUAUAUAUAUAUAUAUAUAUAAAAAUACACACAGUGUAUGUGUGUGUGUGUGUGUGUGUAUAUAUAUAUAUAUAUAUAUAUAUAUAUAUAUAUAUAUAAAUAAAUAUAUAAAUAUAAUUAUACACUAUUCUACAAACCUGGAAUGAUUGUGGUGGAAAAGACUUCCGUGAUUGGGAUCCACUAGUCUACAGGGCACAGCAAUAUCACUAGCGCCGGGUACACACGAGACAAUGUCUGCACGAUAUGCCAUUUCAUAACGUCAUAUUGCCUACAUCGCUCAGUGUAUAUGGGGGAUUGCGCGCUCCCGUGGCUGCUAGUGACGGUCGCUUGGUUGAAUGUGUUGCACAUACAACCAAGCGUUGUCGCUAGCGUCCUGCAGUAUGCUAAUGAAGGACGGAACAUGUUCCGACCUUCAUUAGCAUCGCCCCAGUGUCUACAUACGAUCUAGGAUUGACGGGGAUUCGUUCCGACGUCAGAACAAACCCCCGUUGUUCUAGUAUGUACCCGGCUUAACUCUAAUGUUUCAAUCCUUAAUCAGGCCUUCAAUGCAGCACAAAUUGUCAUCUGUGGUGGUAGUACUUGGCCAGCUGGAUCACUGCUUAUUUUGAACGUCUGUCUUGCCGUUAUCAAAGGCAUUGCACCAAACCUGAAUCCGUGACAUGACGUUAUCACUGUACACUCGACAAGUUGGCGAUGAUGUGCCCUUUAAAAACUGAAAUCUGAUCCUUAAAAAAAAUUCAGCAUGUAAAAAGAGUAGGGGGGACUGCUUCCAAUGCACAGAAUUCUAUAUUGAACAUUUUGCAGGACUGGUAUAAUAGCCAUGAUACACCCAUUAUUAGUGAUCACUCUAGAAAUAACAAUAGGCAGGGCACCGGCCUGCGGGGGCAUAUGUGUGCACGCGCAGCCAAAAAUGGGGCGUGCCCAUAAAACAUCACUUAAGUGGGCGGUGCGGCCCACAGACGUUACUGUAGUGGGCAUGAGCGGCCGGCGGCGUCACUGUUAGGGGCGUGCGUAGGUGCUGGGCUUCCCCCAAGCUCUCUCCCCUAGCCUGCACGCUGGGAGAGCAGGAAGCGGGCAGGCUGUUUUAGCAGGGCGCCGCAGAAACAGAGAGGGCAGAUUUUGCCCAUAAACAAUCGGGCAGGGCGCGGCGCCCUGCUAAAACAGCCUAGCGUGAACACUACAUUAUUAUUCCCAGCAAUUACAACAGGUAGCAGCUACUGCAUCCACUGCGUGUAUUUCUGGUACCAAACAGCAGGUAUACAGUUCCUUUAUGGUUGUACAUGUGCUUAAGUGAGUUUUCCAAUAACUGUUCUUAAUUAACACUAUUACUGUAAUGUACAGUAGGUGGCAACUAGUGCAAUAACAGUAGAUUUUAUAUAUAAUUCAGGAGUUGAUAUACACUGAUAUAAACUGGUAAUUCGGCUAAGGAUUUUGUAAAGCUGAUUUGAGAUUUCUGUAUUUUAUAAAUGUGCUGCUGUAUUCAGUAUGGAUUGAAGGAUGUGAAUUGAGAUUCUUUAUUCUUUUUUUAAUUAAUUUGUAAAGAUAGCGCCUCAGUACCAAUACUUUAAAAAGUGAAAACCUAUAAGCAAGUCUUACAUACAGUAUAUGAGGUUUUAGGGUAGUUAUUUUUUUGUAAACCAGGAUUUUUCAACCUUUUUGGUUCAGAACCUCCUAUUUAAUAUUUAUUUUCAGAAUCUGUUAAUGUAUCCGUUUUUUACAAGUACACCCUAAUAUGUAUAAAUGUUUAUGAACAAUUCCCAUGUACAGUAGUUAUGUUUUAAAUACAGUUCUUAUUUGUUUUAAAUGUUUUAUGUAAUCUUGGCACUAUAAUGAUUUGCUUAAAUCUACAAGUAGAAGUGUAUGGCAGAGGUACUGCUGGGGGAUGUAUGUACCACAGGCUGAGAUAUCCUGCUGUAAACCACUUACAUCCUUGAAAUUGCUCAUAUGAAGAUGUGUAAACAAAGCAAUAAAAUCGUUUCCAAAAAUAA
This is a messenger RNA of Pseudophryne corroboree (corroboree frog), 4431 nucleotides long. RefSeq names its product peroxisomal biogenesis factor 11 alpha (gene PEX11A). Gene Ontology annotation, cellular component: peroxisomal membrane. Gene Ontology annotation, biological process: peroxisome fission. Bases 165 to 908 code for a protein of 247 amino acids. NCBI's taxonomy places the organism in Eukaryota, Metazoa, Chordata, Amphibia, Anura, Myobatrachidae. The record is from RefSeq and is a predicted model, not a curated record. The transcript has 4 exons.